GCAGAGGGACUUGGAACUGAGAAUGUGCAGGAGAGGAGACUGAGGAGUGGGAGACCCUGGUCACAGACUCGACUUUGUGAGGUCCCAAUAGGGGGACAUAAUAGAGUAACUCCCUCCUGGCUUUCCACACACCCAAUACUGAGUGCUCCCAUUUUCGAGAUGGGAAAACUAAAGCAUACUCAUUCUGUGGUGCAUCUAAUUGUGGGACUCCAAAUCCUUGGGCUACUAAGCCAGGCCUAGUUCAAACACAAGCGUGCUUCUUGUAAAUAGAGUAUUCUGAGUUAAUUUACUACAAAGGUUCGAGCCCCUGCCAUCUAAUUACUCAGUGCUACUGGUUGGCCUUGGACAAUCCAGCAAGUGUUAAUGAGGGCAUAGUAUGUGCUGACAUUGCUGCUGGAUGCUUGGGCUUCAAAGCUCCCCUGGGACCAUGUCAGAGAGAGAAGAGCGGAGGUUUGUGGAGAUCCCUCGUGAGUCAGUUCGACUCAUGGCAGAGAGCACAGGGCUGGAGCUGAGUGACGAGGUGGCGGCUCUGCUUGCUGAAGAUGUGUGCUACCGUCUCAGAGAGGCCACACAGAAUAGCUCUCAGUUCAUGAAGCACACCAAACGGAGGAAGCUAACAGUAGAGGAUUUCAACAGGGCUCUCAGGUGGAGCAGUGUGGAGGCUGUGUGUGGCUAUGGGUCCCAGGAGGCACUGCCCUUGCGACCCGCAAGAGAGGGUGAGCUCUACUUUCCAGAGGACCGAGAAGUGAACCUCGUGGAGCUGGCAUUAGCCACCAACAUCCCCAAGGGCUGUGCAGAGACAGCAGUCAGAGUCCAUGUCUCCUAUCUGGAUGGCAAAGGAAACCUGGCACCUCAGGGAUCAGUGCCCAGCGCAGUGUCUUCACUGACAGAUGACCUUCUCAAGUACUACCAGCAAGUCACGCGGGCUGUACUGGGGGACGACCCCCAGCUGAUGAAGGUCGCCCUCCAGGACCUGCAGACAAACUCCAAGAUUGCUGCACUCCUGCCUUACUUUGUUUAUGUGGUCAGUGGGGUCAAAUCUGUAAGCCACGACCUGGAGCAGCUGCACCGACUACUGCAGGUGGCACGGAGCUUGAUACGGAACCCACACCUCUGCUUGGGGCCCUAUGUCCGAUCCCUGGUGGGGAGUGUGCUCUAUUGCGUCUUGGAGCCACUGGCCGCCUCCAUCAACCCUUUGAAUGACCACUGGACUCUUCGGGAUGGGGCUGCGCUUCUACUCAGCCACAUCUUCUGGACUCAUGGGGACCUUGUAAGUGGCCUCUAUCAGCAAAUUCUGCUAUCCCUGCAGAAGGUCCUGACAGACCCUGUUCGGCCUCUCUGUUCUCACUAUGGGGCUGUGGUAGGGCUGCAUGCUCUGGGCUGGAAGGCAGUAGAACGAGUCCUCUACCCACAUCUACCCACUUACUGGACAAACUUGCAAGCCGUGCUGGAUGACUAUUCAGUAUCUAAUGCCCAGGUCAAAGCAGAUGGGCACAAAGUCUAUGGAGCUAUUUUGGUGGCCGUAGAGCGACUACUGAAGAUGAAAGCCCAGGCAGCAGAGCCCAAUCGCGGUGCCCUUGGCGGGAGAGGGUGCCAUCGUGCCGAGGACCUGCCUUGGGACAGCCUUCUCCUAGAGUCUUCCCCGGGAGGCGGUGCCGAACCAGGCUUUGGGUCUGGUCUCCCCCUGCCGCCAGGAGGCGCCCGGCUAGAGGACCCUUCUUCCUUGACCCUGGCAGAAAUCUACCGAGAGUUGUACGCUUUCUUCGGUGACAGCUUGGCCACACGCUUCGGCACUGGCCAGCCCGUGCCCACGGUCCCGCGCCCGCCCGGAGACAAGAAGGAGCCAGUGGCUGUCCCAGACUCGGUGCGGAAAAUGCCGCAGCUGACCGCUAGCGCGGUGGUCAGCCCGCAGGGAGAUGAGAGCCCGCUCGGUGGGGGCCCCGCGACCGCCUCCGCCGCCUCGGAGAGCAGACCGCUGCCGCGCGUGCACCGGGCGCGGGGCGCUCCUCGUCAGCAGGGUCCUGGCACCGGGACGCGCGACGUCUUCCAGAAGAGCCGCUUUGCGCCCCGCGGUGCCCCUCACUUCCGUUUUAUCAUCGCUGGGCGUCAAGCCGGGCGGCGCUGCCGCGGGCGUCUCUUCCAGACUGCUUUCCCCGCGCCCUACGGGCCCAGCCCGGCGUCCCGCUACGUGCAGAAGUUGCCCAUGAUCGGCCGCACCGGCCGCCCAGCUCGCCGCUGGGCGCUCUCGGACUACUCUCUGUACCUGCCCCUGUAAGGCUGCCGCCUCUUCACAAAUAAAUCCUCCCCAGGAA
Molecule: messenger RNA, 2312 nt
Organism: Myodes glareolus (Bank vole)
Lineage: Eukaryota; Metazoa; Chordata; Mammalia; Rodentia; Cricetidae
Gene: Taf6l
Product: TATA-box binding protein associated factor 6 like
Biological process (GO): RNA polymerase II preinitiation complex assembly; transcription initiation at RNA polymerase II promoter
Cellular component (GO): SAGA complex; SLIK (SAGA-like) complex; transcription factor TFIID complex
Molecular function (GO): transcription coactivator activity; RNA polymerase II general transcription initiation factor activity; protein heterodimerization activity
Source: RefSeq, a predicted model, not a curated record